Dermacentor andersoni is the source of this 1332-nucleotide messenger RNA. RefSeq lists its product as uncharacterized. Lineage: Eukaryota; Metazoa; Arthropoda; Arachnida; Ixodida; Ixodidae. Gene Ontology annotation, molecular function: protein binding. The record is from RefSeq and is a predicted model, not a curated record.
AUGGCGUUUUGGGAGUACACGUUGACAGGUUUCAAUGACUUUCUCGACCAGCGUAUUGUCGCGUUCACGGAGCCGAUGCCCGCCAGCCGUGUCUGCAGCCUCUGCGGUCGGGUGCCCUCUAGCUCUGUACUGCUGCCCUGCGGUCACGUGUUGUGCGAAGAUUGCCGAGGUGAAAUCCUCAAGGAAGCUGAGUGUCCCUUCGAUGGAAGACCUUUCACGGAAGGCGAACUUGUCCGUCUGGCCUUCGAGCUGUGCGACCUGGAGCAGCGCCGUGUUUUGUGCAUGGUCGCCGGUAGGAAGUGUACCACUUUCGUGGGAAAGCUGUCUGAGCUGAGAGUCCACCUGCGCCAUUGUCGCAGCGGCAACAUGAAGUGCGCUAAGUGUCACCAAGCCGUUGCACGUGACGCGGCCGUGAAUCACUACAGGCAGUGCUGUGACGCAAACGCUAUUCGCCACUGCGUGAGUCACGUGCGAGUGCAGAGCGCCAUCGAAGAAAUACGAAGCAUCAAGGAAGACCUCGAAAGCCUGCGGCAGCGGGCUUUGUGCGAGCGUGACGGUGAUGACGAUCUUGUGAACGGUGCCAACGGAUUAGUCGAAAGACUGACCAACCUUGAUCUUGUGCUGUUCGAGGUCCAGGGAACGGUGGCUGGCGUCGACCUUGAGGGCGCUUCGCUUCAGUCACUUAAGAACAUUUCACCGACGCCAGGACCAUUUCGCGCUGCAUCGAGGCCCGGCGUGUCCAUCGUCACUUGCGAGUUCAUGGCUGUAUACGCUGCACGCGACUCUAUAAAGCAAGACAAAAAGCAACACAAGAUAUCUACAGAGUUCUACACGCUCAGUGGUUACACCUUCCAGCUGAAUUGCGAAUUCUCCUUGUCGGGAGGUGAAGGCAGUGAAGAGGUGAAUGUGAGGUUCAUCUUGUUUCUGCACGAAGGUGAAUGGGACGAUUACGUUGAAUGGCCAUUCUCGAAAAAUGUGUCAUUGGUCAUCGCUCACCCCAGAGAUGACGCCAGAGAUGUCAGGCUGGCAGUCAAGAUGGAUGAAUACAAGGUCGCCAAGAAACCGCGCCCUGAAUCUUGGAAUUCGGGAAGCUGUACCGACAAGUUGAGGUGGAACGAAAUCGAACUCCAAGGCUACAUUGUUAAAGGCUCCCUCUACGUCAAUGUUGAAUUCGAAUGACAGUGGGAGAGCAACUGCUUUUGUACGCUUUUUUUUGUCGGUUCUGUUUAUGAGCAGGAGAACUCGAUUGGAUUUCAUGGUAGCCGUGUGAUGCCUUGUCCUAUCGCUGGAACAGCAAAGUUCACUCAUUUCGUUUUCCUUUCUUUCAGCCAA